AUGGAUAAUUCCUCCGCCGGCGGCGGACGACAAACUGCGCGGCAGCGGGAGCUGCACGGUCCGCGGCCGGCUCCUCUGACAGUCAAGAAAGAGUCCCGUAAGAUAAAGAAGUCCCCAGUGGCGCUUCCGCCGCCGCCGCCGCCGCAGCAGCAGCAGCACCGGCGUCCCGUCAUUAUCUACACCGUCUCCCCCAAGGUCAUCCACACCACCCCAGCCGACUUCAAGUCCACCGUGCAAAGCCUCACCGGCGGCCGCGCGACCACAGCCUCCGACCGCGACGGAAACAGGGGACCGGCUCCGUUCUCGCCGGAACAACGGAGAGGCGGAGGGGGGAUCUUGUCGCCGGGGCCUGCAUCGCUGCCAUGGAUAUCUCCGGCGAUCUUUACUCCUACUGCGAUCUUUACGCCGCCAGAGAUUCAAUUUAUCGCGAGUCCAAACAGCAAUCUAUUCUUCUCCGGCACCGGCAUGGUUCCUUCCCCGACGGCUUACAGGGAUCUCUUCGUCAACUAUUAUCAACAUUAA
Molecule: messenger RNA, 522 nt
Organism: Zingiber officinale
Lineage: Eukaryota; Viridiplantae; Streptophyta; Magnoliopsida; Zingiberales; Zingiberaceae
Product: protein MKS1-like
Exons: 1
Coding region: 1-522 (173 amino acids)
Cellular component (GO): nucleus
Source: RefSeq, a predicted model, not a curated record